Gracilinanus agilis (Agile Gracile Mouse Opossum) is the source of this 1352-nucleotide messenger RNA. It is a transcript of the gene MARVELD1, whose product is annotated as MARVEL domain containing 1. Bases 217 to 738 code for a protein of 173 amino acids. Gene Ontology annotation, biological process: myelination. Gene Ontology annotation, molecular function: structural constituent of myelin sheath. NCBI's taxonomy places the organism in Eukaryota, Metazoa, Chordata, Mammalia, Didelphimorphia, Didelphidae. The transcript has a single exon. Gene Ontology annotation, cellular component: membrane. The record is from RefSeq and is a predicted model, not a curated record.
UGGGAGGGAGGAGUCUGGGCACGAGAAGACGCUAGUGUGGAAAGAAGGAAUGAACGUCUGAGGAGAAAGGAGGAACAGCCUACGGGAAGACUGGUGCUGGAAGUUAGCUGGGUGGGUGGCAGAGGAGGUGGAAAUCCCUGAGACGCCAGCCAAGGGCUGGGCACUCCGUUGGACCCACACUUCAGGUCCUUCCAGCCGCCGCUGCGCCCCGGGGCCAUGCGCCCCCCGCCCCCGCGCCAGCCCCCGCCGCCCGCGGCCGGGGCGCGGAGCUCUGUGAGCCUGCAGCGGUCCUUCCUGCGGAGCCCGCUGGGAGUGCUGCGAUUGCUGCAGCUGCUGGCCGGAGCCGCCUUCUGGAUCACCAUAGCCUCCAGCAAGUACCAGGGCCCCGUGCAUUUCGCGCUCUUCGUCUCGGUGUUCUUCUGGCUGCUGACCGCUGGCCUCUACUUCACCACUCUGCUGGGCAAACACGAGCUGGUGCCGCUGCUAGGCCCCCGCUGGCUGCUCACCAACAUGGUCCACGACCUGCUGGCGGCCGGCCUGUACGUGGCGGCUUCGGGCAUCAUGAUCGACCAGACGCAGCAGCACAACUAUUGCAACCUGAAGGACUACCAGCUGCCCUGCGCCUACCACUCCUUCCUCGCCGCCUCCGUCUGCGGCUGCUUCUGCCUCUCGCUCUACCUGCUCUCGGCGCUCUACUGCUCCUGCCGCCGCUGCCGGGGCCACCAAGACUCGGUGUGAGGCUGACCCGGGCCGCCGGGGCGGGAGGGGGAAGGGGAACCGAGCAAUCUCCCACCCCACCCUCCUCCCUCGCUAGCUCUCUUCCUAUCCCCUCUGCACAGCCCCACUCUCUAGCUACUCAACCUCCCAGUUCUGCAGUUCCCUUCGGAGGGCUCACUCGACUCCCGAGCCUCCCCACUUCUACCGGCCCAUCCCGGACCUUUCCUUCCCCACUCCCCUCCCCAGCCUCCCCAAAACCCACGCGAUCCAGCCGGGGCCGAGAUUCAGGGAGGACAAAUUGUUGCACACACACUCAACAAUGGACCAGUGAGCAGAUGCCCCUGACUAUUUCCAAGACGCAGAGACUGGAAUUUGAAAGCUGGCCGCAUCCCACUGACAGAUUGCAGGACUGGCUGGCCGCAAAUCGUGUAAGGCAGGUAGAGCCCGACAGACUGGCAGACCCCCAGAGGCCUGGCUUGCUCAUGAAACCCCUUUCGCCACUCCCCUCCCCACCCUAUGUCUGAACGUGGACAGAGACGCCCGCGUGGAUCCGGGGAAAGUUCUAUCGAAGCUUGUUCUGGAGCUGUUUCUCAACCCCUCCUUUCCUUCUCUGGGAGGAGCACGGCCCUUUCCUU